CGUAAGGAGCUCGCCGGCGUGCGCGCGCGGCCGGGGCUCGGCAUGAGGACUUUAUGGAGAUUUGGAUACUCUGCCAGACUACUGAAAACCAAUCAUUUUAGGACAGCUGCAUCAAAUACAUCAUUUCCAACGAUUUGGAUGCUCUUGGCACAAAAUUCUGGCAGAAUACCUGGAUCACUUGUAGUAGUAGUUCAGAGAAAUAGUUUCUUUACAAUGCCUGAAACUGUAGAGGAUAAAGCUAAUCUAGAACUGUAUUCGCCACCUCCUAAAGUACGUGGAAUGACACAACUCAACAGAGAAGCUUUCAAAAGGACAGUUGUUGUUCCAGUUCUUAAAGUUAAGAAAGAAAGAAUAAGUACUUUACUGAAGUCCUUAAAACAUACAAUACUACAGCGUCCUGGUCUAAAACGAGUGGUUGAAGAUCCAGACGAUGAGAACAGUAGACUUCUUAUAUUGGAUCCUCAUAAAAUACCAGAAUUCUCAUUGGGAGAAUCAGAUCAAGAGGUAUUAAAACAGUUUAAUAUUCCUCCUGUGGUAUGCAAGUAUGACUUGGAGCUGACUUACGACAAUUUCAAGUCAGAGGAGAUCCUACGAGCAGUCCUUCCCACAGGUCAAGAUGUCACCUCUGGAUUUAGCCGUGUUGGUCACAUAGCACAUUUGAAUCUUAGAGAUCAUCAGCUACCUUACAGAUAUUUGAUCGGCCAGGUUAUAAUUGACAAGAAUCCAGGAGUUACGUGUGUAGUGAAUAAAACCAGUAUUAUUGACAACACGUACAGAAAUUUUCAAAUGGAAGUGCUAGCUGGAGAGAGCAACCUGGUAACCAAGGUCAAAGAAAAUAAUAUUGCAUAUGAAUUGGACUUCUCGAAAGUCUACUGGAAUCCCCGUCUUUCCACAGAGCAUGGCCGUAUCGUUGAGCUUUUAAAGCCUGGUGAUGUUCUUUUCGAUGUCUUUGCUGGGGUUGGGCCUUUUGCUAUUCCAGCAGCAAAGAAAAAUUGCAGUGUAUUUGCAAAUGAUCUCAAUCCUGAAUCCUACAACUGGCUUUUGCACAACUGUAAACUAAACAAAGUAUACAACAAAAUAAAAACAUUCAACAUGGAUGGCAGGGACUUUCUCCUGGGGCCAGUUAGAGAAGAACUAAGUAAAGAGCUUCCACUUCAGACAGAAGAACAGAAGACCUCUUUUCAUAUAGUCAUGAAUUUGCCGGCUUUGGCUCUUGAAUUUCUAGAUGUUUUCAGACAUCUCUUAGUUGGAGAGCCGUGCAGCACUGCUGUCCUUCCCACCGUGCAUUGCUAUGGUUUCUCUAAACAUCAUGAUCCAGCCAAAGAUAUUCAAGAACGAGCUGAGGCUUCGCUGGGAACCUCCUUGGAUGGACGCUGUUCUACUUACCUGGUUAGAAAUGUUGCACCAAACAAGGAGAUGAUAUGCGUUAGUUUCCAGAUUCCAGCUGAUGUCCUGUACAAGAGGCCCUGCCCUGUUGAAGAGAAACCAGCCUCUAAACGUCUGCGUACCAGCAAAGAUUUUUCUGAAGAGACCUUACUGAGUUGAAGAUUAGAGUUACGGUAACUAUCUUAUUAGUUUGCAUUAGGUACGCUUAGGAUACCUCUAGCCUACUACCCCUUAAAUUCUUUGAACCACGCUUGGGUUACCCACUUUAGAUGUGGGCAUGUGUCAUGCAUGUUACAUCUUUCCUUGGUAAGCAUUUGCUUCCUGCAUUUACUUUUUCUUAAUUGUGGGAUCAAUAAC
Messenger RNA from Rhea pennata, 1743 nucleotides. It is a transcript of the gene TRMT5, whose product is annotated as tRNA methyltransferase 5. The coding region runs from base 43 to 1545 and encodes 500 amino acids. The record is from RefSeq and is a predicted model, not a curated record. Gene Ontology annotation, biological process: tRNA N1-guanine methylation; mitochondrial tRNA methylation. Lineage: Eukaryota; Metazoa; Chordata; Aves; Rheiformes; Rheidae. Gene Ontology annotation, molecular function: tRNA (guanine(37)-N1)-methyltransferase activity. Gene Ontology annotation, cellular component: cytoplasm; mitochondrial matrix. The transcript has 5 exons.